AUGAGGGUGAUACAAAGACUGAAUGACACUAUUUUAACUUCUCAAAAAGAUAUUUCUCAAGAGGUGACUGAGUUCUACAUAAGCCUUAUGGGUAAAAGCAGCAAUGAGCUCAACCAUGUAGAUAUUGAGGCUCUUAGAAGAGAAAACCAGCUCAAUAUAGAGCAAAAAGAAAUUCUGGUGAGCCCUAUCACUGUUAUAGAAAUGGAAGAGGCUUUGCAGGGCAUAGGAGAUUUGAAAUCCCCAGGUGGCGAUGGCUAUGGUUCAAAAAUUUUCAAAACUUAUUGGCACAUUAUUAGGUUGGAUGUUGUAGAUGCAGUUAUGGAAUUUUUUGAGCAGGACAGACUUUAUGCACCCUUCAACCAAACUGUUGUCACCUUGGUUCCUAAGACUGACGAUGCAAAGUUUGUGAGAGAUAUAGGCCUAUUGGAACGCGAACUUAGCAUCGGUUAUAAAAGACACUAA
Lathyrus sativus (Indian pea) is the source of this 462-nucleotide messenger RNA. NCBI's taxonomy places the organism in Eukaryota, Viridiplantae, Streptophyta, Magnoliopsida, Fabales, Fabaceae. The record is from the annotation of a GenBank genome assembly.